GGGGCCGCGGUCGCUCCGCCCCCUCGCUGCACUGUUUACCUGCGGCGGCGGCUAGCGGCCCAGCGCUGGACGGCAGGAUGACGGGUGCAGAGCGGGUGCGCGAUGGCAGCUGCCACUUCCAGCGCUCGCGGCUCAUCUGGAUGAUCGGCAUCAUCUUCGGCAUGAUCCUGCUGGGCUGGGUAUCGCUGUCACCUUCAACCAUCCCUUACAGCUAUUUGGGACUGUUUGGUAACUUCCUUCGUUAUUUAGCGGACAACUACCACAAGUGGGUGUGCUAUGGGUUCUACGUAUCCUGGUUGAUUCACAUCGUAGAAGCCUUGUAUGGUAUAAAAUUAUGCCAAUCUAAAGGCAUCACUGACCCAGCAGUUCAGUUCCACUGGUUCAUUCAGACACUUCUAUUUGGGUAUGCUUCCUUCGGUCUCCUGGUGUCUUACAAGCCUCCAGUCAAGAAAUACUACUAGAAGCCUGUGACAGAAGUCUCCUCUCACAUACUUCAUCCUUAUUUUUCAGAAAACAACCUCACAUGUUUAGAAGCUGUAAUUAGCUAAGUUACAUUCCUACUACAUGAUGCAGUGCCCUUCUACCAAAGUAACACUCUCUUGCUAAAGAAGAAACUCAGCUAUAAUUCAAAAGGCACUGUGGAUGGUUUGGUAGAAAUUCAGCCUGUCAGUCUUGGCACUGCCUAAGUUUCAUUCUGUUACGCAAGAGCCAAAGGUUGCAGCCUUGCACUGUUUGAGAUAGAUUGUAUACUCCAGUUGUCAUUGGUGAGAAAAGGACCUGACAGUACUUAGUAGUGGUUCAUAGGUGACCUUUCCACGGGGAGAAUUUUUCUUCUACAACAGAAAUUGUUAUUUAUGGCCACAAAGCAACUUGCACCUGUUUUGUGGCAGGAUCUAAGUUGUUUCUACAGUUCUUCUACAGGACUUUUUACUAGCUUUUUCUAUGUUAGAGCCUAGUCUGUGUUAUUUGUUUUGUCAACUUACUUUCUUUAACAAAGGACAGACUUCUUUAUUGCUGCAGGCACAUUAAAAAGACCAAGUCCUUUAAAAGACUGAGUUCAGGUUGAGGUGCAGCGAUGAGCUGGGAUACAUAAAGAACUUAAACUUGGUUUAAUACAGGUACCUUAAGUUUCAUGCAGCACAUCCUCAUCUUUCAAAUGUAGAUUUUCAUCUCUGAGUUAGUGCAGUAUAUGCUAUAGAGCAUAGAGAGAAUCCUGUAGCUUUUUUGAGAACUAAUUUAUUAUCCAAGAAUAAAAGCACAACAUUCCAAAAGCGAAGUCUUGUAGGCUGUCACAUGAAAAGCAUAACAAGUCAGCACUCAUCCCAUCUGCCAGAUGUUCAGUUUCUGAAAUGUUUGGUUUGUAGACCACAUUAAGCAUCCCUCAGAGUAUUUUCUUUAUGUCUAAUUGAUCCUUUUAAUCUGAUAAUCUGUUUUACAUCUCUCAGUAUUUAACCAGAAUUAACUUCUCUCUUAUUUAAACCACUUUCAGAAACAAUUACUAUUUAAAAUAUUUGUCAUUUGGGGAGAGGUUUUUACCACAUCACCCAUGAUGCUACUGUUCUAGUAAAAAGAAGAGAACACAGGCUUUGCUCAAAAGAAAAGCUUCUUGAGUCAGUAAUGAGCAAGCAUUUACCUAGUGUAGCAUGUAUGGACUAUGCUGUGCUAUAAGAUGUCUGAUACAGAAGUCUUACUAAGUACAGGUACUUGAGGUUUUUGCUUUUUAGCUAGAACUAAGAGCAUAGAGAAAUGAAGAGCUUUAAAUGGUGGAGUGGCUUUUUUUCCUUUUUUUUUUUUUUUUUUGACCAAUGCCCAACUGAUACCACUAACAGUUUUUAGGAAAGUAGAAAGUACGUUUAGUGGUUAGAAAACCACAGGAAUAAAGAACCUGGGCUAGGUUUCCCUGUGUAACUCUGUAUCUUACUGUGAUCCUUUAAUAAAGAUUGAAAAAAA
Molecule: messenger RNA, 1950 nt
Organism: Lagopus muta (rock ptarmigan)
Lineage: Eukaryota; Metazoa; Chordata; Aves; Galliformes; Phasianidae
Gene: TMEM254
Product: transmembrane protein 254
Exons: 4
Coding region: 78-461 (127 amino acids)
Source: RefSeq, a predicted model, not a curated record